Messenger RNA from Mercurialis annua (annual mercury), 970 nucleotides. RefSeq names its product peptide methionine sulfoxide reductase B5-like. Gene Ontology annotation, molecular function: peptide-methionine (R)-S-oxide reductase activity. The record is from RefSeq and is a predicted model, not a curated record. The transcript has 3 exons. The coding region runs from base 55 to 696 and encodes 213 amino acids. Gene Ontology annotation, biological process: response to oxidative stress; protein repair. Lineage: Eukaryota; Viridiplantae; Streptophyta; Magnoliopsida; Malpighiales; Euphorbiaceae.
UCUAAAAACUUAACCGAAAAAAGAAACAAUAUCCAAACCUCAUCAUCUUACACAAUGAAGUGCUUCACUAAUCACAAUAUCUUAAAAACAAAACCAAAUCUCUUCAUCACCACCACCAAACCCACUUUUUCCGGCCAUUUUCCUCCACGUCCGAGCCCAUUUAGCAAUACCCAUUUCGGAUUUUCAUCGACCCGGCCCGUAUUUAACUCCAUUUCUGGUGCUGGGGUUGGUGGGUGCUUAAGUUUUUACAGGAAAGACCGUAGCUUUCGUGGUGGGGUUAUUGCCAUGGCUGGUUCUGGCUCUGUGCAGAAGUCUGAGGACGAGUGGCGUGCGGUUCUGUCGCCGGAGCAGUUUCGGAUUUUGAGGCAGAAAGGAACCGAGUAUCCAGGCACUGGGGAAUAUAACAAGUAUUACAAAGAUGGUGUCUACAAUUGUGCAGGUUGUGGAACUCCUCUGUAUAAAUCCACAACCAAAUUUGACUCUGGUUGUGGUUGGCCUGCAUUCUACGAGGGUCUCCCUGGAGCCAUUAAUCGCACUGAGGACGCAGACGGAAUGAGAAUUGAGAUAACUUGUGCAGCUUGUGGUGGACAUCUGGGGCAUGUAUUUAAAGGUGAAGGGUUUAAAACUCCUACAAAUGAACGUCACUGCGUCAAUAGCAUCUCACUCAAGUUUACUCCUGAAAAUUCUUCCCAGUGACGAGCUAUAAACUUGUUUAUGUUAUAAAUUUGUAUAAAACAUGGUAACGGUGUUGCAUUUACCAGAAAACGAAUUAAAAAACGGAUCUCUCUCUUCUUUUUUUGUUAGUAUUGUUAAUGUUUUGAAAUAAAGAUUUGCUGUUGUGUAAUGAUGCAUCUUGGUUUCGGAUUUUGCCAUAGAUGCAUGAAUUAUUAGUAGAUACGAAGGUUUAAUCUUUGUAUUCUGUUCCUCUUGUUUGUUCUUUUUUGUAUUAAUGGAAGUUCCCAAUUCCUGA